GCUUGCGAGGCGGAAGUCAUUAUGCGCAGAAUGAUAAUGGCGAAGUCCAACCCUUAAUUUUCAUGUUUUCAUCAGAUUUUACACGAUAAAAGCGUCAAUACCCUGUGCAAUCCUCGCCAAGUUUGUGUGUUUUUGACUUCAUGCAUGAUGUCAUCACCAACUUACAGAGCCUAUGACGAUAUGGAGCCGGGUGACAUGCCGGAGCACCAUGGACCAGCAGUCUGGCAGUAUCAGGGGCCACCCCAAUAUCCGGGGGCACAAGCAUCGAUGCCCUACUACCAGCCUGCAGUCCCACCACCGCAGGCUGGUGCAGAGGGGAACCAACCACCACCAGAAUUCCAGCCUCUAGUCGAAGUCUGCACGGAAAAACCGCCACGAGAUUUCCUGAUCCCAUCAAUCCUCGGUUGCAUCUUCUGUAACUUGUGGUGUGGCUCCAUGGCUCUUGCUGCCUCUCUCCUCUCCCGCGGUGCUAAAAAUCGGAAUCGUCCUGAGGAGGCACGUCGGCGAGGGCGCCAUGCGUGUAUAUUCAGUAUCAUAGGGCUCACCUUGACUCUGGCCAUAAUUGGCACCAUCAUGGUGCUGACAUUUGCUGUCGAUGUCUUACCUCGUCCCUAGUCCAAUCAAAACACGGAGUAAGGAUUGCAUGUUGGAAGAUAACCCAUGGAGAAACUGUUUUUGCGGCGAUGAAUGUGUGUUUGCCGGCCUGGCCUACAUAAUGGAGCCAGUUUGGUCUAGUCUUAGAUGUUCACCGUUUAUAUUCUGCUGAACGAACAAAUAUUGUUAUGCAGAAUUUGGAUGCAUCUUUGAAAUGACAAGAGAACAAUUCAUUUCAGAAAACGUCUAAAUGACAGUGAUGGGGACAAACAAAUUUUACCAUCUGCGAAAACUUUACCAUGUGAUGUCACCUUGACUUAUUACACAGUACUACUGAGUCAAAAAUUAUGACUGCAGUUGCAGUUACAUCUACAAUUGGGCAACUUUAUUGGUCAUUUUGUCUGACGUGCAUUUAGUAGGUGAAAAAUUUCCUUGUGCAAUGAAGAAUCAAACAAUUUAAACCCGGUUUGAAACAUGUAAUCAAGAGUUCCUGAAAAAAGCCCGGACAGUUUUCUCAAGUAUCGAGAAAUGCAUGAAACAGUAAUAGAAAGAAUCUCGUAGUCUGGGAGUGGUUGGUAUAUUCUAUACUCAUCGAGCUGGUUAUAUAUUCUGUGUUUUACUUUUAUACGUAUUUUAUAACUUUAGUGCAUGACAAGGGUAGUUGUAGUUUGUAUCCCUAUUUAUUGAGAUUGAAAAGACGAUGUGUUCAUAAAUAAAUUGUUUUAGGAUUGAUGGUGAUCAAAAAACCUUCCCUGGGAAAAUCUUUGAAUUUGCUGCAGUUUAAAAUCUUUGGUGGAAUCCUGAAGCCUGUACAGUCAUCGAAAUGUCAAAAGCUUUGUGGCUUCACUAACAAGUUCAGGACUAUGUUUUUGUCUAAGAGACAGUCCACCAUAAUAAUAUCGUGGGUCCAUUAUGUCGGUUGCCAUCAAUCCUGAAAAGGUUAAGUACUUCUAGAAUCUAGCAAAGUGUACAUGCACGGCACCUGUCUAUUUCUAUGCACUAUAUUUUUAGAACAAAUCUCAUUCUUUUAGUUAAGUGAAAGAUUUCUGUUCAAACUGAAUGGAAUAGAUUUUUAUGCCUUAUUUGUGUACCAAGUAAGAAUUUUUAAAAUUUUGAAUGAGCAGGUCUGGCAUAUUAUCCGAUGCGUCCAGUCAUGUCUUCCAGAAGAACAAAUGGUUAACUGCUGAAUUUAUACGAAAUGAAGAUUGGUUAGAAGUGUUGGUUCCUAUUCAAGGAAUAAAUUUUAUUUUAAGGCUUUUUAUAACAAUUUCUAUGGUCUUCUCAGAUACUCGUGUUCAAGUUUGUGAUAUUGUACGACAUUGGACAAGUCUGAAACCUCUGCUCAUUUUAGCCAGGCUGUUUUGGGUAGUCUUCUCACAUUUAUGGUUGGGUUUCGAAUACAGUUAGCAUGUUGCCUUGUGGAAAGCAUAAGCAGUAUAAAAGUUCCAAAAAAUUAUUUCUGGAAUAUUGAUAUUUGUCUGCUAACUGAAUAAGAAAGUCACUCAAAGUAAAUGACUAAAUCAUUUCUAUUUCAAGGUCAUAAAAGGAUGUGCCUUUCAUUUCUGUCUUUCUGUUUUCUCUGCUGUACAGUAUUAACAAUAUCAUACAAUUGUAGAAAUAGAAGUGAAAUAAAAUGCAUGUAAAUAA
This is a messenger RNA of Lineus longissimus, 2241 nucleotides long. RefSeq lists its product as uncharacterized. The transcript is spliced from 3 exons. The coding region runs from base 145 to 615 and encodes 156 amino acids. NCBI's taxonomy places the organism in Eukaryota, Metazoa, Nemertea, Pilidiophora, Heteronemertea, Lineidae. The record is from RefSeq and is a predicted model, not a curated record. Gene Ontology annotation, cellular component: membrane.